Molecule: messenger RNA, 894 nt
Organism: Drosophila nasuta
Lineage: Eukaryota; Metazoa; Arthropoda; Insecta; Diptera; Drosophilidae
Gene: CAH8
Product: Carbonic anhydrase 8
Exons: 4
Coding region: 1-894 (297 amino acids)
Cellular component (GO): cytoplasm
Molecular function (GO): zinc ion binding; carbonate dehydratase activity
Source: RefSeq, a predicted model, not a curated record
AUGCAUUUUCCGGCAAUUGGAGACUUCUAUAAGCGUUUGCUAUUUCUAUUGCCGUUUGCAACGGAAAUGCCCCCUGAGGAUCGACGCUUUAGCUAUGAGGCGCCUAUGCAAUGGCAAUACUUAUAUCCACAAUGUGGCGGCGUGGAUCAAUCCCCAGUGCCCCUCAAUGCACAGAAGGUAAUACCUAUAGGCCUGCCUCCGUUGCACUUUGGUCUCUACGACGAGCCUUUCGAUGAGUUGCUCAACGUGAGAAACAAUGGACACACAGUUGAGUUUAGUGUACCCACGACGGUGUAUGGUGAACGCCCUUACAUAACAGGUGGACUCUUGGAAGAUUUCUAUGAGGCGAUGGCCGUCCACUUCCAUUGGGGGUCAGCGCAGCAGAAGGGAUCAGAGCACCUGCUUAAUGGUCGUCGCUAUGAUCUGGAAAUGCAUAUAGUGCAUCGGAAUACAAAAUACCAAAGUGACGAGGAGGCGAGAAAUCAAACUGAUGGCCUCGCUGUGCUUGCUGUGCUCUUCAAAGUUGUAAGGACCAAUUAUAUAUAUUAUCAGCCUGGUUUCACCGAGAUCUUGGGCUCCCUACUCCAUGUGGGCGAAUUCAACAGCAGCUAUACGCCGGCAGCGUUCCUCACGCUGGGCUCCCUACUGGGUGGCUUGGAUAGGGGCAACUUUUAUGCAUACAAGGGAUCCCUUACAACGCCGCCCUGCUCCCCGGCUGUGCUGUGGCACGUCUUUGCCGAGGUGCUACCCAUUUCACACCUUGAGUUGCCCAAGUUUUGGCAGCUGCGCAAUCGUUAUGGGCGGCCACUUUUGAAUAAUUUUCGACCUCUGCAGUCUCUAGAGCGGCGACAAGUAUUUCUACGGCGACCGUUGGAGGAGUACCUCUGGUCAUAG